Coniophora puteana RWD-64-598 SS2 is the source of this 417-nucleotide messenger RNA. RefSeq lists its product as uncharacterized. The record is from RefSeq and is a predicted model, not a curated record. The transcript has a single exon. Lineage: Eukaryota; Fungi; Basidiomycota; Agaricomycetes; Boletales; Coniophoraceae. The annotation marks the transcript as partial.
GUGUUUGUCGCAGUGUUGGCCGGCUCUGUUGACUCACAUGUGAUGAGGGCUGUACGAGCGCUUCUGGAUUUCGUGAUGGUGGCACAGUACCAUUCCCAAACAACUGAAACACUCACAUGCUUGCGGCAAUCACUGGACAAUUUCCACGCAAAUAAGCAGAUCUUCAUCACAUUGAAUGCGCGUACUCAAGAUCACUUCAAUAUUCCAAAGCUUCAUUCACUUCUUCACUACCUCAAAAAAAUCCUUGCUCUUGGCUUGCUCGACGGUCUCAACACUGAGAACACGGAAUGGCUGCACAUUGAUUUUGCUAAGAAAGCAUGGCGAGGUACAAACCAUAAAGACUAUGUCUUCCAAAUGGCGCGAUGGCUUCAACGACGCGAGUCAGUCGCCUGGUGGUCAGUGUACCUGGACUGGUGA